AUGGAACCAUCAAACAAAAUGCUUAAGAAUAUAUCAACUGUUAAGGAGGCGGACAUCCAUUUGUUUCGGAUUGGAUUAUGUUUGACAUCGACCAGAGUUGAAGCCAAGAGAUCGCUAAUCCACAAACCGAUCGUACAAUUUGUGGUCUUAAUCUAUGGCUUUUUCAAAUACACAAUCACUUUAUUAAUACCGGAUUUGGAUUUAUUCUCAACUAUUGUUUUGGGAGAUUUCUCACAAUUUGUGGGAAUUAAACUGCAUUUCAAUAUCGCCUGCAAUUUCUUUAUAAUAUUAGCGUUGAGCUCACAAUUAGUAUAUUUCUAUAAUUAUAUCAACGAUAUUAAGCCCACAUUUUUGAACGUGUUUGAAGUGAUGUCCGGUUCGGGUCUGAAAGAUGGCCACAAAUUGAUGCGAAGAACAAAACGACUUUCCAAAGCGUUUUUGGCGAUAUUCUGGUCAACAAUGGGCUGUUUUAAUGCCCUUUUCAUGUAUUUCCUACUCUUCUCUCCGCUGACAAUCCUAUUGAGAAUUGCCAUCACAUAUGCACUCGUUAUCCCAUUGUCUGUAUUCCUCUUCAUUAUAUUCACCGCCUCUUCAGUGAACGCCGAGACCGACAAAACUCAUCGUUUGUUAAUCCCUUUAGUGAUACCCUAUUAUAGUGGACUCAAUCGCCAGCCGAUUGUUAAUACAAAACGUCCAUUCAAUGCGUUGACAACCAAAUUAAAAGUGAUUUCACUCAUUGAACGAAUCGGCGAUAAGAGGAUAGGAUUCUGGUGUUGGAAAUUAUUUCUAAUCACAGACUUCAGGUGCUAUGAAAUCAUAGCAUUGAUUGCCAUACUAUUCCUCAAAGUGACACAAAUUUUAAUACUAUUAAAUUAA
Molecule: messenger RNA, 876 nt
Organism: Medioppia subpectinata
Lineage: Eukaryota; Metazoa; Arthropoda; Arachnida; Sarcoptiformes; Oppiidae
Source: the annotation of a GenBank genome assembly